GGUACAGUUGUUGCUGUGCAGCUGGAUGUUGCUGAAUAGUCUUUCUAUGAGCUUGCUGUUCAAUCUGUCUGUUGCUCAGAAUGGCGAAGAACCCUAAUUUCCCAGAAGCAGGGAAUCUGCCUACAGGCUAUGCUCACUGUAGGUCAGACAACUUCCCUGGCUACCAGUAUCACCAUCCCUCCAAGAUGAGUAACAGCCACCCACUUCGUCCGUACACGGCUGUGGGGGAGAUCGACCACAUUCACAUCCUGUCAGAGCACAUUGGUGCUCUAAUGAACGGGGAGGAAUACAGUGACGUUACCUUUAUUGUGGAAAAGAAGCGUUUUCCAGCACACAGAGUGAUCCUGGCUGCUAGGUGCCAUUAUUUCAGAGCAUUAUUGUAUGGAGGAAUGAGAGAAUCUCAGCCUGAGGCAGAAAUUCCUCUUCAGGACACCACUGCAGAAGCAUUUACCAUGCUGUUGAAAUAUAUUUACACUGGUCGUGCUACGCUACGAGAUGAGAAAGAAGAGGUUCUUCUUGACUUCCUAAGCCUAGCACAUAAAUAUGGAUUCCCAGAACUGGAGGAUUCCACAUCUGAGUAUCUUUGCACAAUACUUAAUAUUCAGAAUGUCUGUAUGACUUUUGAUGUUGCCAGUCUUUAUUCUCUUCCCAAAUUAACUUUUAUGUGCUGUAUGUUCAUGGAUAGAAAUGCCCAAGAGGUGCUCUCCAGUGAAGGCUUCCUGUCACUUUCUAAGGCUGCUCUUCUAAGUAUUGUACUGAGAGACUCAUUUGCAGCUCCUGAAAAGGACAUUUUCCAAGCUUUGAUGAACUGGUGUAAACAUAACCCCAAGGAAAACCACGCUGAAAUCAUGCAAGCAGUACGUUUGCCACUAAUGAGUCUAACAGAACUACUGAAUGUUGUAAGACCUUCUGGAUUGUUGUCACCUGAUGCCAUCCUAGAUGCCAUUAAGAUUCGUUCUGAGAGUCGGGACAUGGACCUCAACUACAGGGGCAUGCUAAUACCAGGGGAGAAUAUAGCAACAAUGAAGUAUGGAGCACAAGUUGUAAAAGGGGAGCUGAAGUCUGCUCUGUUGGAUGGAGAUACUCAGAACUACGACCUGGAUCAUGGAUUCUCUCGCCACCCGAUCAACGACGACUGCCGGUCCGGGAUUGAGAUUAAACUGGGCCAGCCCUCAAUAAUCAACCACAUACGAAUUCUCCUGUGGGACAGAGACAGUCGGUCCUAUUCCUACUACAUUGAGGUGUCCAUGGAUGAGUUGGACUGGAUUCGGGUUAUAGAUCACUCGAAAUACCUCUGUCGGUCCUGGCAGAACCUGUAUUUCCCUGCCCGUGUCUGCAGGUAUAUUCGAAUUGUUGGGACCCACAACACAGUGAACAAAGUUUUCCAUAUUGUGGCAUUUGAAUGCAUGUUCACAAACAAAUCCUUUACUCUUGAGAAAGGUCUGAUAGUUCCCACUGAAAAUGUUGCAACAAUUGCAGACUGUGCCAGUGUGAUUGAGGGUGUAAGUCGCAGUCGCAAUGCCUUAUUGAAUGGAGACACAAAAAACUAUGAUUGGGAUUCUGGAUACACAUGCCACCAGCUUGGGAGUGGAGCUAUUGUAGUGCAGCUGGCACAGCCCUACAUGAUUGGAUCAAUACGGUUGCUACUUUGGGACUGUGAUGAUCGGAGCUACAGCUACUACAUUGAGGUUUCAACGAAUCAACAGCAGUGGACCAUGGUGGUGGAUCGCACAAAAAUUUCCUGCAAAUCCUGGCAAACAAUCACUUUUGAUAAACAGCCUGCGUCUUUUAUCAGAAUAGUUGGAACCCGCAACACAGCUAAUGAGGUGUUUCACUGUGUGCAUUUUGAGUGCCCAGCACAAAACAGUACCCACAAGGACGAGAGUAGUAAGGAAGUAGCAACAACAGAGGUGGGGACUGGUGGACAGUAGCUUGUUUCUUGCCCUGUUGGAGCUGCAAGCACCUGGUUCCCUGCAUCCCCUCCUGGAUCCACCUUGCAUCCUCAUGUUCAUCAGCCAUGAAGGAGGUUGAAAGGGAGCUUUUGCUACCCCACUGACAUUCUGUGAAGUUUUUCAGAACCUUCUUGUGCUGGCACCUUCUCUUUCUUUGUGAAUGAAGGGGACCAUGUCUGAAAGCUGGAAGUAUUGAAAUGGAAAAGGCUUUCUCCCAAGGACAUGAAGAAACUGUUUCACUCUCCUCAAUAUGUUCAAAUCAGACUGGUCUCCAAGGGGGGAGAAAAUAGGUCUUCAAUCUUCAUCAAGUACCCCAUUAACACCCUACCUCUCUAAUCUAACCCAUGCAAGGAAAACAGAAGGAAAUAAAAGGCAGAGCUACAGUGGAAAUCUAAAAUUACUCAAGCAGAAUGGAAAGCAUAUAAAAUAAGCACUUGUUCCCAGGAGGCUUUUAUUAGCAAAAAAAAUGUUUAUGGAACACAUCAGUCCAGAAAAUAUUUUAUUUUUAAAGUGAUUCUUCAUCCAUAUUCCAUUGUAACUAGUAAUUUGUUUUCUAAAUCAUUUUGAUUCUGUAUUCCAUUUAGUUUCUUAUUUUUGGCUAUAGCAAAUGCUGUACAGUAGAUUAAGGAAGUAUCAGACAUGCUUACCUGCUGAGAUGCAAAUUCUCUCAUUCAUCAGUGGGAUGACAAGAAAAGCAUUCAUUAUAUCAACAAACUAAUUAAUGUAUCUAUAUAAAUCUUGACCUUAGUUGACUUUUCAAAGUACAAAAUUGUCAUUUCCUACAUUCAAAAGGAAGUUUCUAAAUCAGACAUCCGUCUUGAAGAAAAUAGUAUUUUUUCACUCCUGAAGAUGAUUAUUUAAAUUUUGCCUGCCUAAGACAACUUGCAACAGAACAUAAAAAUGUUUGGUUUAGAAAAGUGGAACUCCAUCUGGUCACUGACAAGUAGUUGUUCAAAUACCAAAAGAAGGAUUUGCAGAUAAUGUAUAUUUUUCCAAGAAGAGUUGUUUUACAGUCUGGAGCUAAAAAUUCAAAGGCUGUGUAUGCAUUAACAUUUCUCGUGAUCUUCAUAAAAUGUGAUGCUUUUGCACCGUAUUGUAAAAGAUCUGGUUCUUACUUUACAGUCACAGAAUUCAUUAUCCAUCCAUAUCUGUCUGGAUUACAUUGCCUGCUACUUUGCUUGUUCUGUUUUCACACUGAUGACGAUGUAGUCUCUUACUCUCCAGAUCUGCAUGACUUUUAGGAAGAACUCCAUGUCGGUCUUUCAGUAUGGGAUAAAGAGAUUUUGUAUUAAGACAAAUGCUGAUGUAAUUGGCAAAAUUGAUUAGGAUGCUUGUUCCUCCUCACAAAGUAUAUUAUAUUGGAAAUGUCAGCUAACCGGUUUUAUGAACUUGGAAUUUCCUGUGGUGAUAAAUAACCUUGUCAGAAGAAAACAAAGCUAGUGCAGGAUAAAUACAGUUUUCCUUUACAUAACCAUAGUGAUAAAAUGAGUUAUAUCAGCAUAGCAAAUUGUAUGUUAAUUUAUCACACUACUUAAUUUGAAAUAAUUUCCCUGUUGGGUACUAGUUGUGCUAAACCCAAGAAGAAAUAUAAUCAGUGGUAGCAAUGAAUCAGAGGAUAUUUCAAAUAUGAAAAGCAUCCCUUUUCUUUCAAAUAAAAUUGAUUAGGCUUUAUCGAUAAUAUUGUAGUAUUUUUCAUUGCCAAAUUACAAUUUAGUUCUGACAUUUGCAUAUAGUUCUUUCCCUUCCCACUGCUGUGUUCUGACUGACUGCUGGUGAAGAUGGAUACCCACUGGCUGUAUAAAGCUUGAAAUUCAUGUGCCACAGCUGCCUUAGAGAGUGUGGAGUUCUAAGGUAGGAUACUGCUUGUGCCAGCCACCUCCCAGUCUGCAGGGCUGAUUACCUUAUGGCUUAACAGCAUUUGGAGCAUGGAAGAAUUGAGACCAGCUACUGAGGAACCACUCUUAUGUUUAUAUAUAAAUCCAAAAAGUUGGAAAUUUUUUCCCUUUAAAACCAAACUUUUUCAGUUGCAAUCCAUGCUGGAACUACUGAGAUGCCUGGAGCAUGUCUUGCCUUUGACAGAUAAGUCCUUGUGUGGCAGUGGUGGUAUUUCUUUCCAGUUCCAUCAAACAAGCCUGCUUUUCUCAAACUGGAUAAGCAAAGGGUAGAACUUCCUAGCUGUUAGUAUUUAGUGGCCACCUUUGAAGAGAAUGUUAAAAAAACUAAAAUCAAAAAAGGUUGUGCCAUCUGGUCUGAGCUUAGGCUCUCAUAGAAAGAAUGGAUUUUUUCCAUUUGUAAUCUUUGAUGUGCACAGUUAAUUUUUAUGAUACAAAUAAGUCUUGUAGGCUAUAAUGUAUGGAACAUCUGUUUGAUCUUGUCCUGUAACUGAUUGUGGAACAGAAAUGUCUCUUUAUUUCCCAUGACAUUCACUCUCUGCCAAUAAUCUGGAUGAACAUAUCUGAGAUCCCCAAAGCAAAAACUCUGAUGUCCUACUGACCCUUCAGUUUCCCACCCCCAUAAAUCUAUAAAAAGAAAAAUCACUUUGCAUUGUCCCUUCAUGCAGGUGAACAGCAAUUUUUAGUAUUAGACUUCUAAGUCCUGCCACAAGCCCUUCACACUUUCAAGUUUUACCCUUUUUAUUUAAAGAUAUAAUGUUUACAGAGAGCUGAACUCCAUUAGGUCUUCUAAUACUGCCCACCAACAAAAACCCCUAGUACCUGUAUUGCCUAGAAGAGUCUCUUGUCUUAAACUUGUGUCACUGUGUGUUAGUAGUGACAAAGGAGGAUACAACACAGAACUGAUUUGUGAUUUCGUGUGCAUGUUCUCAUUCUUUCUAAUUAUUUUCUGUGUUUAUUGACUCCUGAGUUCAGAUGUGCUUCCUGUAUAUUCCUCUGAAGCUGUGGUUUUUUCCUUUUCUUUUUUAUCUUUGCUUUUCCUUUCGGUGAAAGUAAGUUGUGCUGUUGCAGCAUAGUAUCAGGGUUUAUCAAAGUGAUGAAAUGCUGUAAUUAUUCAGAACUGUGUAAUCAGUCUUACUCUAUUUAGAACAAGGUUAGAGCAGAACUGACCAGGUACUCAUUGCUUUCUUAUCAGAAACUAUAAAAUAGACCUGUUGUUAGUGUUCUGUGUAAUGGAAAUAACUGUACUGACAAUAUUGAGCCAUUGAUUCUAUUUAGUACUUCAGUAUCUUUAAAUUCUCCAGGACUCCUUUUCUCGAUUUUUACUUCCAUAGGUUGAAUUCAGGCUUAGACUUAAUUCACAGGGAGCUCAGCAAAGGCCUUUCUAAAAUCUUUUUAUUUAGUUAACUUUUUUCCAAAUGAAAAUAAAAGAUUUUUUAUUCACAGAAUGUAGGGGAAAAUUAUCUGAGGAAAUUAAUUUUUGAAGUGAGCAAACAUUGUGCAGCUUACAAUUUUUCAAGAUGCUUUUCGAGCCAUUUCCAAUCAGCUUUAAAACAAGUUCAAAUGGCUGUUAAAUGGAAUUACAAUGAGAGAAGUUAAUGCAAGUCUAAUGUAAAAGAUAAUACAGAGGAGAAAUCACUAAUUUUGUUAGACUAAGAACUCUUCUUCAUUGCAGUUUCCUUCCUUCAGAGCUCCAUUUCUUUCUUCUUUUCUCCAUGAAAAUCAUUGAGUUAUUCAUUAUGACAACUCAUAUAAGAGCUCAGUGCUUCUCAGAAUUGCUGAAAAAUUCAGCUUAAUGCAUCUUCAUCUUUACUAAUGACAACAUUAGAGAAUUUUCAGUUGAGUACCUGACUUGAUGAGAAUUGGUUUCUAUGAAAGAAAGCAAAAGAAGUCUGUAACUGUUUCAGUCUAAUUAAAUUUUCAGUACAAAAAUUAGAUGACAAAGUUAAUGCCAUUCUUGUCUGAUUGUUGUGUCUGGUUAUAAAGUGACGCCCACUUAGAGACGCUUAAUAAGAGAUUAGCUAGAACUUUGAUUUAAUAAGAUACAGAUUGCAUUUCUCUGUGAAGAGAAUUGGCUUAUAUUUUGACAGGUAUUAGUCUACUGUCAAAUAAACAAGUCAGUGCAUUGGUAAUUCUGUUGUUGUGGCUAGAGUAGUAAGCAAAUAUAGAGCCAGUAAGAGUUAAUGUUUCCAAGAAUAAACAUUUAGGCUUGUAUGUCAUCAUAUGAGUUUCCAGAGGACUAAACCAUGCUUCAGAAAUAGUUGGAGAUCCCAGAGGAUACUUGAGGCCUGGUUUCCAUCCCCAUCUCUCAGUUAAUGGUUCUGUUUAGGUUAGAAUCGUCAGUUCUCUCUGAAGU
Ficedula albicollis (Collared flycatcher) is the source of this 6200-nucleotide messenger RNA. It is a transcript of the gene BTBD9, whose product is annotated as BTB domain containing 9. The transcript is spliced from 11 exons. The coding region runs from base 81 to 1931 and encodes 616 amino acids. Gene Ontology annotation, molecular function: protein binding. Gene Ontology annotation, biological process: circadian behavior; modulation of chemical synaptic transmission; adult locomotory behavior. The record is from RefSeq and is a predicted model, not a curated record. Lineage: Eukaryota; Metazoa; Chordata; Aves; Passeriformes; Muscicapidae.